This is a messenger RNA of Tripterygium wilfordii, 1044 nucleotides long. RefSeq lists its product as uncharacterized. The record is from RefSeq and is a predicted model, not a curated record. Lineage: Eukaryota; Viridiplantae; Streptophyta; Magnoliopsida; Celastrales; Celastraceae. The transcript has 3 exons. The coding region runs from base 322 to 780 and encodes 152 amino acids.
UUCACCGUAGCUGUCAACCCCCAGUUGGCAUUUGCCGUCUAUCUCUUUAAUUAAUGUAAAAUCUUUCGUGGAUUCUCCGAUUUGUUUUUCUGGGUUUUUUCCCUACUGACCCCAAGGCAUAAUUUUUACUAGAAAAAAGAGAGGCAGAAUCAAUAACAGACAAAACCCAUUACGCUAAGCGACCUUAUCGACACUCGGAGAGAGGGAUUUAUUGGGAAAAAAACAUUAGUUUAAUCCUGUGAUGUGUGUUUGUUAUACUGGUUGGAGGGAGAAAACAAAGAGUGAUCUUUAGGAUCACGCAGCUGUGUAGUCGAGAACAAGAUGGUGGGUCUUUUUUCUAGAUUUUCUGUUGGCAGAGUUGGCCAUCGACGUACCCAGAGCGCCCUUGAUGAGAGGGAAGUAUUGCCACCUCAUGCAGAUGUCAUUGCUGCAAACACUGCAACUACUGCUACAUCCCAUGGAAUUCGAGUAGCAAUAGAGUUUAAGCCAGUGGAGCACCCUAUCGAGCCCUUUGACAAUGAUCGACCAAUUCAUUGUCCACUACCUGAGCCUUCGAUACUUAAUGAUGGAAGAAUAUGGAAGGAGCGAGUGUCUGCUGUACCUGCCGUGCGUAGAAGACCCGACUUGCCAGUCAUGAAGGAAAGUGGAGGCCUCGAAUCUGACAUGGCUGGAACAAAACCGAGGUCUACUCAUUCAAAUCGCUUGAUCUUACCAUCUCAGAGUGCCCCAGAACAUAAUUUACUAAAGCUCCUUGAAGAAUGUAAUGCGUCUGGGAUCUGAAACUUGGUAUAGCUGUCUCAUUUGGCAAUUACCUGCCUCAUUCGUAUUUAUAGUUCACAUUGUUCUCGUUCUUUUUCGUUAUUCUUUUUUUACGCAAUUUAUCAUCUUUUCCACAUAUUUGCUUGAGGUGUAUGUAUAUCUAGAUGAAUUAUAGCAAAGUAACAACUUGUGUUUGUAAUUCAACAAGUUACACGAAUGGUUCAAAUUUUUGCUGUUUAUGGACAACUUGGGAUCUUGAUAAUGGGUGCUAUGCACUCUGGUUUA